Pocillopora meandrina is the source of this 16594-nucleotide messenger RNA. The record is from the annotation of a GenBank genome assembly. Lineage: Eukaryota; Metazoa; Cnidaria; Anthozoa; Scleractinia; Pocilloporidae.
CAGAUGUGUGACAACACGAUGGCGAACGGAACUCGAACUUGUGGGAAAUGUGAUUUAAAAUGUCAAUAACUUCGAGUCACGAUUCAACGAUUACUGCAUACAAGCUAACUACCGCGAACUCGCUAAAGAUCCUCUUACAGAAAGAGCCGCUCAUUACAAAAGUCCUCUGAGAGAAAUUUCAGCUUUACGCUCUGCACUUCCAGAUGAAGCCUUGUCGGUCGUCAGAUACACAAUCGAACCUCAAAUUCCAGAGGGAGAUUAAAAGAAACCCUUGGUUUAGAUGAAUAAAAUACGAGCCUAUUACACUGGCAGCACAGGAAGUUCUCUCCUGACUGAUCGAUACAAGUUCUGAACUACCUCCCAAACCCAUCACGAGUCCAUGCAAGAGUGGAAAGUUAAGGUGAGACACGCUGGCAGCCUAUGUGGCUAUGGCGAUCUUAGUGAUGAACGGUGUAGAGAAAAAUUUAUAUUUGGGCUGAAUGAUGAUAACAUACGUACGGAGUUGCUUAAAACACAUAUAAAACCUGACAACUUUAAGAAUUCCCUUUCCGAUGUAGUCGCCGAGGCGAGAGCUAUAGAGUCCGCCAAGCAGACAAACAAAUUAAUCGCAAACUCGUCCAUAAGAAUUGACGAAAAUGUCCACUGGACAGGCCUCAGACACAGCCAGAUGAAACUUCGAAGGGAACCUGGUACAUAUUUUUAGUGAAGAUUACAGGAAGUUCUCUGUUAAAUACAGGUUUAUCAUCAUCCCCCUGCCAUUCUAAAGAUAACAGAAGAGCUGAAGCUGCCAUUAAAGUUGCAGAAUCCUUGUUAAAAAGAGCUGAUGACUUCCACAGUGCCAUGCUGAUAUACAGGAACAACCAACCUCAAGGUCACACUUACUCGCCAGCCCUACGCAUGCUUCUACAACAUGCCAGAACCACACUCCCUACCACAGAUUAACUCUUGACCCCCACCACACUAAACUAUAAUUGUUGAGGAGGAGAUCUCAAAGAAAAGGUGCCAUAGCAAAACACAUUACCACAAGUCAGCUAGUGUAGAACAAGAACCACUCAUCAUUGGUACUUAUGCUUAUGCUAAACCACCUCUGCACCAGCAUGGGAAACCAUGGAUCUAUGGAGAAGUGAUCAACCAACACUGCUUAAGGCUGCAUGAUUCAAAGGAACAGAGUCCAACUAAAGCCUGCAGACCCAUCUUCCUGGAACCAAUCCCCAAGAAGUUGAAAUAAGCACGCACAACACAAACAUUUACCAGAAACGGUCAAUGGAAACUGCAGAGCCACCACAGUCUAGUCAACACCCUUCAGCCCAACCCAGUCUACCACUUUAGGGAACCCCCUUUCCUCAGACCCCAGUCAGUUUGCAAAUCAUAAAUACCACACUAGUUGACCCUCAGGCCCCUGAAGACCAAGCACCAGACAUUACACCACCACAACGCCAGGAACUAACACAGAAGUUAAGCAGACCCAGUCUUAACGGCUAAUUUAAAAUCCCAAAAGACUGAAAGACUAUGUCACAAACUAGUCAUAAGCUGUUUUUUUAUUUAUAAGCAUCGACUAAGAGUCACUGAACAUACAAACAGUUAACAUGCAUUUAUACUAUUGUUCUAUUGUUGUCAUUCGAGUGUAGCAUACCAUCUGUAUGGUCCUAGGCUAUGGGUAUUUAAGUUAUAGUCCCAGGUUGGUUUUUGUUUUGGGUUUUUAGUCUCUUUCUUUUGUUAGGAGAUGUUGGUUAGUGGCUACUCGCACAAUUAUACGUCAGAGAUACAUUCUUGUAGUCUGCCAUUUUGAUUGCACUAACCACAAAUAAAGGAAGUUCUGUCACAAGUAUUGGCCCCUAGACUUGGUGUCAGAAGUCAUGAUGGUGUUGUUUCUGUCACUAGUAUUGGUCCCUCAACUAAAUCUCUGAGGUGAUGACUAUAAAUAAAUUGAAAGCUGUUAAACUACUUGUGAGGUGUGUGCAAUGUAAGAUUUGCACAAAUUUUGUCGAUAUUCUCACAAAUUAUGACUGGCAAAUACAGAGAGACGAACUUGAGUCAUUGUUUUAAGUGUGUUUCGAUUGAGAGAUAACACUCUUAGACUGCUACGAAACUGGUACUAUGAAAAUGAAGAGAAGUUCAGCUGAUGGUUUUGUCACUAAAUACAGUCGACUCUUGCCCUGUAGACUACUCACCAUUAUGAACACUCUGCCAUUGUGGACAAGAGCCCUGAGCCCCCCGGCAAAAUGCUUAUUUCAAAUGCUAAUUAUCUAUAGGAAUGAGAAACAGAUAAACCAGCUCUUUAUUCAGGUUUUUUAGACAAAAAUAGAUAGAUUGUUUAAUUUUAUGAGUCUUUCAUCUGCAACCAUCAUACAUUUGUGUAUAUUGCAAGAAGUUUAUCGCAACUGUUGCAUCCAUUGGUUGGUCUUCCUGUGUUGUCUCAGUUGAGUUAUGGUGUUCUAAAUGGUAAUGAUGGUUAUUGUGGUAAAGUCAAUCAUUUUGAUAACUAGUGGCUGUCUGUUUACUUCAGAUUUGGAUGCUAUCGGUAAACCUCAAAGUGGACUUUUUUGGGGUAACACUGGUUGGUUAGGAUCUUACGGUGAGUGUACUGAAAGCAUUCCUGAUGCCCACUAUUGUUUGGCCGAUGUGGCUUUUCCACAGCUUUCCUUAACCAUUACAGAGGUCAGUAGUACAUAAAUUUACACAAUGUUAAAUUGUGAAUUAAAAAUAAUUGAUCAAAUUCUUAUAAAACAUUUUAAAUCUAUUGUAUUGUAAUACCUAAAGAAACUUAUUUUACCUUCAAUUUCCACUUUUCCAAGAUUUUAAAGCAUUUUCUGCUAAAUCUGGGGAUAGAUAGAUAGAUAGAUAGACUGUGUUUUAUUAAAAUUACAUUGCAGAUAAAACUGAAUUGCAUAACUUCACAUUAAUUAAUUGUACAAACUGUUCUGCAACACAUAUUUAUGAAACUUGUUGCCGCUCUGUUGGUCUUACAACGAUUAAGAUUGAAAUUCCUCUGUUUCCUAAAAUUGUAAUAAGCCUGAUAACUUUUUGGGAUUAAAGAAUGAAUUUUGUUGUUUUUGUUUUCUAAAACUGAUCGGAAAAGUGUCGAUGUCAACUGUUCUUGGUGGGUUCUCAAGCUUGGGAUGUUUGCUUGAUUGAGGGCUUCUUUGUAUGAUGCUCCAGGGAAGAUGCAUGCGAGGGCUCUUUUCUGCACUCUCUCCAGAUCGACUUGUAGAUAUUUCGGAAGUGCAUGGUGGAACACUGGGCAGGUGUAGUCUAGGUAGGACCUGAUGGUUGCGCAAUAGAUUGCUACAAGAUCGAUUGUCAGUUGAUCCCAUACCAAAUGCUCAGAACUUUAAUCAUAAGAAUUGUAUAGCAGAGAGUAAGCAGCAUUUCUAAUGUGAACAAGGAGUGAAAGGUUUAAGUGAAAAUAGAAUAUUGAGCACACCUGAACUAAAAUAAACAGCUCAGGCCUUUGAGAAUCAACAAUUAGAGAAUUCUCCAAUUUCCAGUGGUUAAUAAACCCUGUAGGAUGUACUGAGUGAGCCUAAAAUUAUGGUGCAUAACUGUGCAGUCAUCAUUUGUCUUUGUAACCUGACUAGUCUAUUCCUGUGCGCUGGGGUAUUUGUGCUCCAAAACAAUGCAGUGAAAAGGAUGUUACAGCAGGACUGCAAGCUAUGUUUACAGGUGUGUACAAUCACAAUUUUAUACUUAAUCUAGUGAGAAAGUAUUCCCAAGAUAGCACAAGUCAGGUGAAAGCUGGAAUGUAAGAAUUUUUAAGUAGUAAAGUCUUUGGUUUAUCUGUUUAUUUUUUUGUUUCCACACAGGAAUCAACAAGUAUAUGAAUCAGACUGAGGUAGAAUUAAGGCUGAUUUCUAACCUAUAUGGACUGCCAGCAAGCGACAAAGCUGUUCACUGCAAUAAGAAAUCAGAAUACACAACAGGAGUAAUAUUCACUCUGUAAGUAUGUGCAAGGAUUAUUUUUACAAUUGCUUUUAAUACAUAUAUACAAAUUGAACUUUAAUAUGUUUUAAACUCUUAACUCCCAGAUCUGAUUGUAAAUUCUUCCCUGCUGGCUGUGACACAUUUCCUUAACUACUGUAGGUCAAGAUAACUUUUGUUUGAUAAGUUUGAAUAUUCACAUCACCUGUUUGGUGGAUGAUGUAUGGAUAGUAUUGGGAGAAAUUAAAUUUCAAUCACUUCUGGGCUGUAAAGGAUGAAUGCAUGUGUGUGUACUAGUUAAGUGGUCUUUUUCCUAAUAAUGGUAUUAUAAACAAUGUUUUGCAUUUUUUUUAAACACAGAGAAUAGUUACUGUUCAGAUAUUAGUUUAUCAACAAAAACGUUUGAAAAUUUGAAAUACAAUUAAAUACUUUAAUCAGAUGUCAUGCAGAUUUCAAGAUAAUUAAAACAUCAUUAUUUUAAUUAUUAAUAAUUUUAAUAAUUGUUCACAGGAUCUUGUGUGGUCUAAUCCUGUAUCUCUGCCUUAUUGGAACACUUAGCGACAUUGUGAUUAGCUUUUUGAAGAAACCCUCUGAACCUGUCAGCAACAGAAAUGGCUACAUACCAAUCAGAGACGACUCCCCAGUAACGCUUGAAGGUGAUGUUCCUGAUUCAUGCACAGGAAGUGGCGCGCAUAGCAGUAACACCACGCAAUUCAUGAACCCAUCCCCUAAAGUGGCAAUUAGUGCAUCGACUAGGCUUACAAGUUUUUCCCAGAAGAGAGAUGAGCCAUGUAAGUAGAAGGACCUGAUGUUUAAAGAAUGGAUAACACUAUCCAACGGAUGAUCGCUCUCCAGCGAAUCAUACUGCGCUAUCCACAAUGUGGAGAUAUAUUUGUCUAGUAGAUAGCGUUUUCCACUCUUCAAACAACUGAGCCUACAGAUCAAUUUAUUCCUAAGGAUGGGUCUGCCACGGCAGUACUUCCUUAUUUGUGUGUGCAGCUCUAACGGUAUUUUUCUCUUUUCGAACUUCUUUGUUGUUGAAUUUGAACAAACGUUCAAUUUUCUUCGCAUUGUGGAACACUCAGAUAGCUAAUUUAUGAAGAUAAGGGUCAGAUACGGUACGAGGGUCCACUUAUCAAGAACCAGAAUAAUGCAAAUACUUUCGGUUCACCGUGAACUGGAACUACUCCUAAAGAGUCGUUGAUGGAAUAAAUCCAGUCCUUAUUUUCUCUCUCUCUCUGUUACAUUCCUAUAGAUUUAGUGGUGCAAUUUUUUCUGUGUUUCUCAUUAAUUAAAAACACAAGCCGUAUUAUGGACACCAAAGUCCCUGCCGGUGCCAUCACGUCAAUCAAUGGAAUGAGAGUGAUGAGUAUGUGGUGGGUGAUCCUGGGACAUGUGUAUGUGUUUCAAACUGUAUCAACUAUGAGUAAGUAUUGUUCACUUCAUAAAGCAAUUUUUGAUCGACUGUUGACAAUUGUAUGGGUUUGGUUUUGCUCUACUUCGCUGUGGUUGGUUUAGAAAAUUCGUUUGAUUUCUCAACCAAACAGAUUCAAAAUGAAAACUAAUCUUGAGUAGGAAAAAUAAGAAAGAUGAUAUGUUUUUAAGCUCGGUAAAGAAAUAGAGGAAGAAAAACACCCAUCUAUCUCUAUUUCUUUACCGAGCUUAAAAACUAACCAUCUUUAUUAUUCUAUUUACAACAUAUGACACUAUCGACACUGCUCAUUCGAGCAGUAUGCAGUAAGCGUGUAAUAUAUGAACUUCGUAAUGGGCCUUACUCACCGUAGAGUCUCUGUGGCAUCGGAGUGCGGAAUCGGAAGGUCUGUAGUUCAAUUCUUCAUGGGUACUAAUUUUUUUUGUCCCACGCUCGUGACAAGACGAAAACAGCCUUCUCUAAUCUUAACUAAUUGAUUACUCAGUCAAGUUUUCGUUUGCGUUUUCCUUUAAUUCUUAAAGGCUCGUGGAUUUUAUUGUCCUUUGUACUGACUCGCAGUUGUGAUUACAUUGGUUUUGUUUUUUCCGCACACUAUCGAGCCUACAAUUGGCGGAGCCAUGAAAAUAAGCGGCGAAACCGCAAGCGAUUUGGGACGGAAAAUUGUCAGCCUCGCCGCUUGUUGCUGUGAAGCGCACAAUAAAACCGCCAGUUGGAAUACAAUAAAAUCGCUAGAAUUGGAGUCUCUCCUUGUCUUUUUCCUUUAUUGUUUACUAUUUGAUUCACCUGCGAAUGGGAUAUUUCAAGCUUGGUCUUUCCCCGGUUGGUCGUUCUCAGUGCUGAAAUGCAUUACUUGUGUUUGUGCUUCAGAUUAUUCUUGAAGGGCUACCACUAGCUAAGUCAACCCUGCGUUAUCAUUGUACCGGUUUCCUAACUUAACAUUUACACAUGAACGUGCGACUCCUUUACGUGUUCUUUGAUUUUCAGCAAGAGAAAAUAAUGGGCUUUUAAUUUCUAGAUUGCUUUCAAUGAAUGAUCCUUGUUAAAUAUGACGCCUGCAAUAAAGAGAAUUGUUUACGAAGUACCUUACAUCAUUCGUAUUUCUCUCUUUUUUUUAUCUGUAGGCAACCUCCUCUCAGUGGUUGAAGUCAUACAUCGAUUUACGUUUGAAGCUAUUGGCAAUGCUACCUUUUCGGUGGACAGUUUCUUUUUCCUGAGGUAUGUAGUUGACAGUUACCUUAUUUGAGGUUAUGGUGUAAUUGUUGUAUGUAUUUCUUUUUGAGGGGGACAUUGACAAUGCACAAGGGUAAUGAAGAUACUUCACAAGGCUGCCCUUUGCAAUUUUUUAUUUAUUUGUAAUUUUUGAAUACAUAUAAUUGCAAGUCUAAGAGAUCUGUGGUUUGUUGUCGCCCAAUCCUUAUGAAGGGGUCGUUUCCCUAACGUUGUUAGGGGCCACUCUUCUUACGGGUGGAGGGUGCUUCUUAUCAUCGGAAAUUUGCGAUGGUGUAACGCAGAGGGAUGUUUUAGUUAUUUUAAGUACUUACACCUCGUGUAUUACAUAGAGAAUAAUACACGGGCGCACGUAGAUAUGGAAUUUCUCUUCCAGUGUUCAACUCGGUAGCUUACGAGUGAGCUGAGCGUAGUUAAACACGAGAAGAGAAAUUACACAUAUACAAGCAACUAUGUAUUAUUUUGUUUAAUAUACAAACAUAAUACGCCUUUAUUGAUAAGAAAAUUCGACUUAAUUAAUGAAUGGAUGAAAGGAUCCGUAAUCCGCGCGAUAAGGCUCAAGAUGAAUAAAAUGCAUGGAAUCAUAACAAAAACAAACAGUGGGCAUAACUUUCAAUUCACCGAAUUCUUACAGGGCAAAAAUCGGUUACAGGGCAAAAAUCGGCGAAAAAUGUCAUUGCCAAAGCCAAGCCAAACUCGGUUUUUCUUUCUGUAUUUUGGUUUUCUUCCGCUUCUAGGAAAAUUUUAACGUCACUUUUUGUAAGCGAUUCGAAUUAUUCAGUGUUGUUAGCAGCCAUUGCCAAGAAAAUUUCGACAAAUGACGUCAGAUGGAGAAUGGUGAAGGCUCUGCUAUUCAUUCAUUAACCUGAGAGAUUAGCGCCAAAGGUAAGUGACGUGUCAGCAGCUAAUUGGCGAUAUCAAAUUCGUGGAAAAUUAUCGUUACGCGUGUGCUGUGGCGGCUUUCUUCAGAAAUGGGAAUCCUUAAUUGUAAAACACAGCAGUUUAGGUAAUUAACUUUUUUUUUACAGUGGUCUCCUGGUUUCGUAUUUGUCUUUGCGUCAUAUGGAGAAGAAAAAUGGACAGCUGCCACUUUUUAAGUACUACUUCCAUCGUUUUUGGAGGUAAGUCUUUUCCUUGCUUGACAAUUUUUAAAUUCGUCAUCGUUAAGUCCACACGUUGGACCAACUUCAAAACUUUCCAUCUUUCUUAUGCUAUUUACAAACCUCAAAGAUCUUCGUGAUAUGUUGCGUAACAAACCUAGUCGAUGGCUGUAGAGGAGAUUACCAACCGGCUGAGUUUCAGUAGUUAGAAGCCACAUAAAAAGACAGUUUUAAUUGCUUUUGUCUAUAAUUCUAGUUAUGACUAAAGCAGAAGUUAUUUGUGACGUGCGGCGUUGUGGUUUUGCGUAUGCGGCCAGGUUACUGAGAUAUUUCAAAAUGGCGGCGUCCGUUCUUGUAUUCGAAGGACAUUUGCAGAUAAUUUUCCAGCGCUUAGGUUGGAACCUCAGAACUGCCAUAAGUGUUAAAUUUUCGUCCACCCUCGUAAUGGCCGGGAUAGAAACAAUUUUCCAAUGGUUUAUGAAGCUUUUAUUACAUUUAAAUAAUUUUCAUUCAGGUAGACAUUGAUAAUUUGCUCUCUCUAGGUCAGUGCCUGAUGCAUUGUGAUAGUUUUUUAUAACAAGUUUGGGUAGUGAUCCUCGUGUAAUGGAUUUUUUCAUAUCUUUCCCCAGAUUAACUCCAGCUUACAUGUUCGUUUUGUUGUUUUACGACAAACUGAAUAGAUUUCUUGGUGACGGCCCUCUUUGGUAUAAAGCACAGGCAAAGAACCCGUGUGACAAGUAUUGGUGGACCAACUUACUCUACAUUAACAACUUCUAUCCAACUAGCAUGAAUGCAUCGGUGAGAUUUUUCCUGAAGUAUUAACAUUAGAGGGUGACAAAGUGUUUAUACGUGACGCGUGAUUAAGGCUGAAAUGGGUGAUGUGUGAAUUGUGCAGAUAGGCGAGCGUAAUUCGUGCAUUAUGAACCAGUGCGUCCGGCGAAAACCUCAAAACUUCCCUGAAGUCUUGUCCACUAAAGGAGAGAUUAGAAGUCUUCCUUUUAUACAUGUGAUGUGUGAGACUGGAUCAGGAGUUACAGGACACUCCUCCUUCCUUUGCUCUUCUCACAUCAGUCAGAGCAAUUUUUUGGGCAAUUAUCGUCGGUUAGUGGUAUAGUUUAAAAGCCCAGUCAAACGCACGCAACAUUUCAACGCGACGUCCUGCAACAUUGUUAAAUGGUGAAGAAGCUGGUUAAAUGCGCGUAACAUCUUGCAAUGUCCAAAAAUGUUGCAACAAAACUUUGACUAUUUUCAAACUUUAUCCAAAACCGUCCAACAUGUCGUAACAUGUUGCUACAGGGUGGCCAAAUGUGUCCAACACAUUGCUCGCAACAACGUUGCAAGAUUUUACGUUGAAAUUUUGCGUGCGUUUGGCCAGGCCUUAGGGAAGCGUCAAGGACCUUAUGCCUGUUUUCAGUAGAAUUGAGGCUAGAACUGUAGUUUUUUGGAGUAGUCUAAAUGGAUGUACGAUGUUUUUCUCUACAGUGCUUUGGUUGGGCCUGGUACCUGGCAAAUGACACGCAGUUUUAUAUCAUUGCUCCCGCCAUACUCUUCGUCGCGUACAGGUAUGAACUGAAGAGAGAGUGCAUCUGUUAUCAAAAAAAAAAAGUUCGAACAAAUAUUGAAGCUGACAUUUACUUCCAGUUUCUUACAAAAGCUGUGUCUGAGGAAUAAUUCUACUGUGUCUAGGCGGGUAUCAUUUUCCUCCACAUCCCCGCCUUCGCAAAUUAUACCUUUCACUGCCUCCACCCGUUGUAAAUGUUUUCUCGGAAGUUUACAAAAAUCUAAAGACAGUAAAAUGCAAUGACAUCUUAUCAGUUUUUGACUCAAUGAGUUGAACUUCUCUGUUGGCUAAAACGUAAAUGUUGAAUAACAGGAAAAAAUAGGGAAAAACUAAUUUAAUGUUUUCCUUGGAAAUGCUUUUUCUUCUACGCGGAAGAUUUCAUUUUCUAUAGAUUAGGAGAGGUAAACCAAGGUUGAUUCAUUUUUAACUUCUUUUUAACUCGUGAAUUGCGCGCAUGCGCAAGAGCGAGUUGUAGUUAUGAUGUGGAGAAUGGCACUCACUCGCUCGCUCGCUCGAUUGGUCGAUUCCUGUAAACUUGUUUUCGAUUUUAGGCUUUUGAGUGCAUUUGAUAGUUUUUGGCGAGUAGUAAACAAACGAAAUGGCGACCUUUGUUGCUAAGAAUAGUGGGUGGGGUGAAAUGGAAGCCAAUGAUAAUCUUAAAAGAGUUUUUUUUUUUUCGUUUUAGUUUCAACAAGCGGCGCCAGCAACUGGCAGGCGUGCGAACAUUCACACUGAAAUAAAAGAACAACCUUCGUUUUUCAUAAAAUUGUAAUUUACAAUCCUUGAACUUGAAAACAAUCUGAAUAUUCAUUAAAAAUAUCACUUACUACGAAGCGCUCGGGGUUUACAGGUGUUCAAAAGCUUUUUCUGUUAUGGCGUGAGAUUGGGGACAAAAUCGAUCAUUACAUUUCGAAUCGUGUGUUUUUUUCUGUGUGAAGCAACAAAAGGUGCCGGUGACUGACGAAUUACUGGUUAACACGAAAAUCAAAUAACACCUAAACAAAUACUUUUGGCUACCGAUUUUCAGUAAAUUUUUAAAGAACAACUUUCUUUUAAGUUUCAAGACGAUUUGAAGAUUCAAAAGAAAUGUUACGUACUAAAAUGCGAUAGUUAUACACCACAAAAUUGAUAAAUAGGCCAUAAAUGAAAUUUUGUCUUGUUCUUGAUUAUACGUUGCCUAGCAAGUGACCAAAAUCUACCCAGGAGGAAAUCCAAAAUGACGGUGGCAGUCUGGGCUUUGUGAUAUCACUCAGAACUCGUUCCCGUUUGUCUCAUUUGAUAAAGAGGGAAUCAUUAAUGUUUUCAUUAAGACAGUAUUGCUUCCACAUUUACUUCCAACCUUUUCUUUUGAACCAGAAACAAAAAUGAUAUAUGUUUAAAACACAUAACAUCAUCCACUCUUGUCAAAUGUAAUAGCAUGAUCAUUUCAAUUGUAAUGCCUUCUUAUCCCAACGUUUCUUUGUUUCUUUGCUACAUUAGCGAACACUGAACUACUGCUCGUACUCUAAACAUGACAGUAAACCACAAAAUUCCCUAAACCAGAUAACAUUAAACAUAAUCCAAAAAAUCAUGUAAGUCAUCUGUCAAUUCACGAGUUUGCUCAUAGAGCAUUUUGAUCUGUUCUUGUUUGUUUCUUCUCAGGUUUCGUCUUCGAGGAUUGAUUGUGAUUGUUGGGUUCUUACUGAGCAUAAGUUUCGCCACCACAGCUGCUAUAUAUGAUCAUUACAAGAUUGCCGCCGUUAUAACUAGUAGAGAAACUCGGGAACAACGGUGAGAACUCCCUCUUUUGUCUGCUCAUUCACCUUUGCACUUGUGAAUUGUAUGUUAAUUUAUCAAUUUUUGAAAAUUUACAUGAAAAAAUCACCAACCCUGAUUGGUUGACUCCGCUAGUAUCCGCUGCGAAGGAAGGGGGUAGGUUUCUCAAGAAACUUAGGUGUGGCGUCAGAGGGAGAUAUUACAUGAUAAUUUGGUUCUAUGUCAACUGAGAUGAUAAUAUAUAUUGGUCACCGUAAAGAGUUUCUAAAGCUGACGAAGAGCUGACGCUCGAAACGUCAACUUUAGAAAUCUACAUUAUCAGCUUAUGAAAUUCAAUAUGAAAACGAUCUUCGCAGUAAUGAACACUACUUGAGCAGUAGUGAAAAUAAGGCCUGAAAAAAAUUCAGGCCUGUACGGGAUUUGAACCCAUGACCUCUGCGAUACCGGUGCAGCGUUCUACCAACUGACCUAACAAGCCAACAAGGAGUUGGUCAUUAUGUUGGUUUUAAAUAAACCCGUGAAGUGAUGAAUAAAUGACUGUAAAUAUAUGAAAGUCAUACAUUUGAACUGCGGAUAAAGACGUGAAUAUGAAAACGACCUUCUACAUUUUCACCAUUGCUCAAGUACUGUUCAUUACUGCGAAGAUCGAAGUCUUUACCCGCAGUUCAAAUAUAUGACUUUCAUAUAUCUAGUUAUUCGCAUCGGCGAAAAUCGUCAGGUGAUAGACAAUGCGUAUUUAUCUAUUGAUUUUGCAGCCAGAAAGGUGUGGAUUUCAUGUCUCUGACUUACGUCAAGCCUUACUGUCGUAUUUCACCGUAUCUUGUUGGCAUGGUAACUGGCUACUUACUUCUCAACGACAAGAACUGGAGACUUCCUAGCAAGGUACGUAAUUAUGGCAAUCUUGUCACAUAAAUGUUACUGAGCAAUUUGUCAUAUUCACUAGAAGGACAAUCAGAGUUGUGUUUCCAUUGCUAGUUGAAGUCAGUUUGCUGGCCUGUUUCAGUCAGCCAGUCGUGAGUCAGUUAGUCAAUCAGCCAGUCAGUCAGUUAGUCAGUCAAUCAUUCAGUAAGUCAACCAGUCGGUUGGUGAUUCAGUCAGUCAGUCGGUCAGUCAGUCUGUUUGUCACACACACAACCCAAAAUCCCUUUAUUCGCUCUAACGAGGGGCUAAUGGGCGAACGUCAACUUGAAACUCUUUAGAGUGGCCAAUAACAUCAUUAACCCCGUUGAUUAAAACCAAAUUAUGUUGUUUGUUAAUUGUGUGUCUAUCUAUUUGCCUGUUCUGUUUGUCUGUCAGUGGAUUUGUCUGGCUGUGUGUUUGUCUGUAUAUAUCUCUCUCUGUCAGUAUGUGUCUCUCUCUAUCCAUGGCUUAUUUGGCCUAUUAGUUGUCUGCCAAGGAGUGAUUAACCAGUAACUUCUUCCAAAAACUAUUCGGGAUGGGUUCGAGAAAUACGAUCAUCUUAUCUCUGUGAUAAAUAGGGUGUAGAAAUAGGGUGUUAUUUUCUUGUGGUACUAAAUUCUUCUUGUCAUGUACAUGUACAGCUGAAAGCCGGGAGAGUUACAGACUAGGUCUGACAAGGAUGGUCCCUCCCUCUAAAAAAAAAAUAAUAAUAAAGAAGGGUGUUAAGCUCCCAGGAUACAAAGUUAUUUCCUGACUUUUAUAAAAGUUAUUGAAGGUUCGGACGUACUUGAUCAACAUGGCUGGCUGGUGUGUUGCUAUCGCUCUCGCCCUGUCUACUCUGUAUGGUCAGUACAAAGUCACCAGGAAAGAUAAUCCCGUGCCAUUCUCUCGCGCUGAGAAUAUCAUAUACGGGACUUUCUCACGGUUUGCAUGGAGCCUGGCACUAGCUUGGGUGAUUUUUACUUGCCAUAAUGGGCUUGGAGGUACGUCUUGAUUGAUAACUGGCUGAGUGUCAAAGGAAGUGUAGAAAUUACAAUAGAUUUUGAAAUACAAGCUUUGUAUGUAAUUACCUCCGUUCUCAAGGGUCCAUUCGAUAACUAACUUCGCUCCUAUUUUUUAUUGUAAUUUAAUUUUUGUUUGCAACGUUAUGAGACAGAUGUUAGAAUUCAGAGAGUAUUUGUGCUCAUUGGGAGAUCGUUUUAUGGGACCUAGUCAAAGUUUUGAAGAAUGUUAUUUUACACUGCUAAAAUAACUGUUCAUUAUUAACUUUAGUCAAGGAUCUGUCUGUAACAAAACCUGCUGGAUUACAGAAGUCAUCCAACUCCUGCAGAUGGCAAAUCCAGUAGUGUAGGGCUUAUUUUUGUCUGGUGCAGAACAGCCUAGAUUUUGUCUAGUAUCAUGUAUAAAAGACAGGUCUCUCAGUGACCUCGGAAUGCAGCCAUUAAUCCGUGGACAGGUGAUCCCCCCCCUCCCUCCUCCCGGUAACGAUGGUCUAAAGGGACAAUUGAUGGUACUUCACUUAGAUGUGACCUUAACAGUAUGUAUGGCUGACCGUCGAACCAAUGAUCUCAGGUGAUUUUUAUGUUCAUAUCUAGAGAAUCUCUCAAUGUUAUAUAAAAAAAACUUUUGUUGAUUUGUUUCUGUUGCAAGGUUUGGUGAAUAAAUUCCUGUCGGCUCGAUUCUGGAUUCCACUGAGCCGGCUGACGUACUGUGCCUAUCUGGUUCACCCCAUCAUCAUCCUCACUCUGUUUCUCUCGUUUGAGACUGUUUGGGCAUAUUCUGAUGUGCAUAUGGUAAGUGGGUCAUUUCGUACUUCUAAAUUCUACAGCGAGCAAGGAAAAAUGCCAGAGAAUUUUUAGGUGAGGGACAACGCUGACAUUGGGUGAAAACGCUGGCAUCAUAACGAUUAGAAGCGCACGCUUUUGACACCCCAAAAAUUAGCAGGUAUAUAUUUAUCUUCCAAAUGAAUAGCUGUGAAAAAUGGAGCCAUUUUUAUCUGAGUGUCCAAAGCAAUCCGGGAUUGCUUUGGUUUGCUUUACUUUGGUUUGUGAUUGGUCGAUAAACUUGCGCCACUUUUUCAACCAAUCAGUAGAUCCAUAACUGAAACCAAUUUCGACUUGGUUACCCGCGUUUUCCCGCGCUUUAGGUAGUUUUCUUGGCUGUUAGCGAUAUUUUCCUUCUUCUGAUUGACUGGUUUGAUUACGUUCAACUUGGUUUUGGUUUUACGACACUCAAUCGAAAAGCGCUCCAUAUGAAAAAUGAAACCUUGUAGCGAACACUUUAUGUUAUCUCUUGGAAGCUACGUUUAUAUUAGCUUUCCAUUCCAGCAAAAAUGAUUUUGACCAUGGACCCGAGAAAUAUAAAGGCCGUCGCCUUUUCCGGAUUAAUGUAUCGCGGUUUGCUGGUUUAAAAGUAACUGUCUUUGUUUGGUCUCUAGGCUUUCUGUUAUGUCGGUGUACUUGGCAUUACGUAUGCAGUGGCCUUUAUUGUGUCAGUGUGUGUGGAAUAUCCCAUGAUGCAGCUGGAGAAGUUAAUAUUCAAAGGCGAUAACUGAGCUCAGAUGUCAUGGCUGGAAGCAAGUGUCUCGCACACUUCAUUCGUUGAUGCACUAUUCUAACACUGACACGUAUUGUUAUGAUCAUUAUUAUGGUCAUCACAAUACAUCCAAUGCAAUUAAUAAUUUUUGAUAAUUAGUCGCUGUUAACAUUUUUUGUUGUUAGCAUCUGACUUUGUCCUCAGUGUAACCUCAAAAGGUUACCUAAGAGAAUGAGCGGACAAUUCGAACGCGCACAGUGAUCUUUAUUGUUUUUGGAUGAUAGCGCUAAGACAAAACUUGCUCGAUAAGAGUAGCGGUUGAGGUUGCGUGUGUGUGUGUGGUUCGAACUAAAAGAAAAUACAACAUGAACUAAACUAAGAAAAAUGCGUUGCGAAAUGUAACAUUAACCUAACUAAAAAUGAAACGAUUGCAAGGAAAACUGUAUACGAGAACUACACCAAUAAUAAAUACAAAAGGUAAACAACGUAAAUGUUAAAGAAAUAGAGAGUUACUUUGGUCUAGCUCCUAAUGGUAGCAAAUAGCUUGUAGCGAUUAUCUAGCAGUGACGAUUUUGCAGCGAUGAUUUUAUAGCAGUGAUUCAGUAGCGAUUGAAAUAGAAUCUUUACACGUGUACUUAAAUGGGAAUUGAUCGGAGAUUAAAACACUUAUUGUGUAAUAAUCAUUAAAGACUUAUUGAUAGAAAUGAACCAGAACAAAAACGAUAAUAAAAUGUGUAUUAACUAAGCGUUUCGAAACUAACACCCAGAAGCCAAAGGAUUUUGCGCAAAUGCUAACGCAGGAAACAAUUGUGAUUUGCAUGAUAGUAAUUCAAAAUGUAUGCAUUUCUAGAUCAGGAAUAUUUCGGUUUGAAGGCCUGGGUUGUAAUCCUUGGCUACGAAAAUAGUUGCAAUUUAGAACUUAAGUGAUUAGUUAAAAAAUUCUUCUUUUUUCGGCCAUUAAUUGAUGAGCAGGUAGAUAUUAAGAAUUAGGAUAAACUUACUAGAUUUCGUUACUCGCCAUCUUUUCUGUGAUUGAGCAGUGAGUAAAGUUAUUACCCAAAUAGUGUGUGGGUGUGAACAACAAGCCUCUCUUGUUGCUACUUUUGGAAUGACCACUAGAUUUGUACUAAAACAAUUAGAUUCUUUGUUCUCGAUUUCUAUCGCGUGCUAGCUGAUGAGGGAAAGGUGUUUUUACUAUGAAUUAAAAAAUUCUCCUAAAUAAAUUAAACGUAAGGGUAAUUAGCGAAGGGAAUUUUCAUAAAUGAUGAUCAUUUUCAAAGUUUUGCGUAGAAAGAGAGAAAAAUUUGUGCACAUUAAUAAAUGUAUUCUUAUAACACCAACCGCAAGACUUCACUGAAGAAUUUUUUCAGCAUCAUUUGUAACUAAAAUUAUGCUCAAAAAAAGCAAACCAGCCGAAAAAAAUUAUUAUUUUAUUUACCAAUCUACAGUGGUCCCCAUGGUAAAAAAAAAAUUCUCUUGGAAGGGACAACCCUGUGCCUAAGACGGUAUUUAAGACUUUGGACACAGUUUUUCCCUUGCAGAUCUCCCGCCCAGGAAAUAACAUAUUCCUAUUGGCUGUGUACACACCUUUAAAUACAUCUCGCAGACCUUUGGUUACAUCCUCUUCACUGCAUUGUUUGGGUGCGCAAAUUCCCCAGCGGACAGGAAACAACGAACAGUAACAUAUAGUUAGAAGACCAUGGCUCCCUUCCGAGAUUCAAGUUUGGGUAUUUUUUCUUUGGCAGAAGGUUGGGUUCACCAAAUUCAGAUACUGUACUAUGCUGACAAAAUUUUGUUUCUUUUAUGGGUCGCUAAAGUCUGAAACUUAAUAGCAUAUUUUUGAUAAUCUAGGAAAUCAAAUAUAAGAGAAAUUAGGCUAUGGUCUUAAAAUUACACUUCACUUAAAAAAGGCUGAUGCAAUAUCAUAUUUGUAGAAUGAAGCAAAACUUGACAAUUUAUGAAAGUUUACUUAAUAAAAACUGUAAUAUGUACUCACCUUGGUGAUAUUUAAAGAAGGCUGUGUAAAAGACAGAUAGGCCAAACAAUAAUGAGCAUCAGGUAUGGUUUCAGUAUACUCACUGUACGAUCCUAACCAACCAGUGUUCCCCUGAAAAAGUCCACUUUGAGGUUUGCGGAUAGCAUCCACAUCUCAAGAAAAGAGACCGC